AUGGCCACUCUCGACACCCUGAAGCAAGCCCUUAGGCAGACAGCGAGGGCGACAGCACCGCACGCAACGCAGCCGUUGUCCCACGUGGAGUACAGCGCCGGUUUCGACGUCCUUUUUCAAGGCUCGGAAACAACGACAUACCAGAAAUUUAUUGUUCCUCAACUCUCUUCGCUCCUACGUCGUUUACUGAAGUCGCGGGGUUAUAUCUCGCUGCUAGAAAUCGGACCUGGCCCAAAGAGCGUUGUUGGAUACUUACCCUAUCAUAUCAGGCGCAAAGUCAGGAGAUAUGUUGCAUUCGAGCCUAACGACUUGUUUGCCAUAAGACUAGAUGAUUGGUUUCACCCCAUCUCAGGAACAGAGCCUCCUCUGCCAUGCCUGGAACGCCGGCCCGAUAUUCAUCAGAUGCCAUUCACACCAGACAAUGACAACAAAAACACAAGAAGCGGUACAAGCGUUAGGACAAGUGAUGGUGAGAAAUUCGAUGUCGUCUUAUUCUGCCAUAGCAUGUACGGCAUGAAACCUAAACGCAAGUUUAUUGAACAGGCACUGAAAUCACUUGACGAACACCCAGAACCGGGAAUAGUGGCGGUGUUCCAUCGUGAUGGCGACUUGAACCUUGACGGCUUGGUGUGUCAUAGCACGGCGUCUUUCCCUACCGGUGUCGUUCGGGUAGCAACCGAUGAUGAGAAAAUGGACCGAUUUACUUCUUUUAUCGCGGGCUUCACCUUCGCAGAUGCGAAAAUGGACGAAGCUAUUCGGGGCGAAUGGCGUGAGCUAUGCCACGCACUGGGUCGUUGUGAAAAGGCACACCCCGACCAUCUCUUGUUCGGUUCGCCCAACAUGAUGGCCACUUUUACUAAACAUGCAAUUACAUUGCCGGACUUGAUGGCACAGAUGCCAUUGGUGGAUAAAGGCAGGAGAAUUAAAAACCAGGAAGCCCGCCUCCACCGUCCCGCAUCGAUUGUUAGACCGAAACAGAUUCAGCACAUCCAGCAGUGCGUGAAGUGGGCCCUCGAACAAAACGUUGGUCUGACUGUUAUAGGCGGAAGCCAUAGCGGCCAGUGCCUUUGGCCUAACGUUGUCGCCAUUGACAUGGGUGCUUUUGAUCAAGUACACACGGUCAUAACUGAGACGGAGGGAGAAGGACCCAAUCUCGAUUCUACACCCCUGGUUAUCGCGGAGGCUGGCUGCAAUACUGGAGACAUCAUCCGCAAAACUAUGGCAGUAGGCUUGACGGUACCUAUGGGAGCCCGCCCAAGUGUAGGGUCAGGACUCUGGCUGCAGGGCGGCGUUGGACACUUGGCCAGGUUGCACGGGCUUGCGUGUGACGCCAUCGUGGGUGCAGUAAUGGUUAGCGUUGCCUCUGGUCAAGUGCUAUACGUCGGUCGCGUACCAAGCAAGUAUCGACCGGCCGGUGCCAUGAAGUCAGAAGAUGAGAGCGAUAUAUUAUGGGCUUUGAAAGGCGCAGGGACCAACUUUGGCAUCAUUGUCAGCGUUGUAUUUGAAGCUCAUGCGGCCCGAACCUAUUGCGUCCGGAACUGGACCAUCCCCCUAAAAGACGAUCAUGAAGCGCGGCUCAAGCUUCACGAAUUUGAUCAGUGUACCAAAACUCUGGCUCGGCACUGUUCCGCGGAUGCCUAUUUGUAUUCAAAUAACGCGCAGAUACAUCUUGGCGUGACGCUGAUCGAAUCUGCUACGACUAAAGUUGCUUCCCAAUCGCAUACGCUCAUAGACUCAUCAUUGGGGCCGGAAGCUAGUCUCGAGACCGUUGAUGGCGUCGGCCUAUUCGAAACCGAAAUGUACGUAUCCGGCAUGCACGGUGGACAUGGUGGCGGCAAGACGGCCUCAUUCAAGCGGUGUUUAUUCUUAAAACAAAUCGGGGCUGUGGACAUCACCGACAUCUUAUUAGCGGCCAUAGAGACUCGUCCGUCUCCGCUCUGUUACAUUCAUCUGCUUCAAGGAGGUGGGGCGCUCAGCGAUGUAGCCGAUGAUGCUACUGCUUUCGGCUGUCGAGACUGGGAUUUUGCCUGUGUGAUAACUGCUGUCUGGCCUCGUGACCAAGGCGGAACUGAAGUUGCUCUAGAUGCCGUGCAAUGGGUGUAUAAUGUGGCCAGAGACUUAUUGCCUUUGAGCAGCGGAGCUUACCGUGCGGACCUUGGGCCGGAUCCCAGAGAUAUGCCGCUAGCCGCCAUGGCCUUCGGACCAAACGGACCGCGCCUGGCCUGGCUUAAGGAGACCCUAGACCCGCGCAAGGUGUUGGCUUACGCCUGUCCGCUCCCAACACCGCCAAUAAAACAGAAACUUAUUAUUCUUGUUACGGGAGAAAGCGGGGUUGGUAAAGACUACUGCGCUGAUAUUUGGGUCUCCAUGUUUACUAGAUAUGCCCACAAACACUGCAAGGCACGCAAGGCCAGCAUCAGCGAUACCACCAAGGGAGAAUACGCAGCAGCUACCGGUGCAGACUUGAAUGCUCUGUUGGUGAAUCGCGCUUACAAGGAACAACACAGACCAGCAUUGACGGCAUUCUUCAAGGAACAGAUGCGCCAACAACCUCGGCUUCGCGAGAAGCACUUCCUGAAUGUGGUGUCCGGCGCCACAGAUACGGAUGUACUGGUAAUCACCGGGAUGAGAGAUGAGGCACCGACUGCAACCUUGUCGCAUUUAGUUCCGAACAGCAGAUUGCUUGACAUUCGCGUCACAGCUAGUGAAAAGACGCGACAAGCUCGCCGGAAGUGCCGAGUCAAUGCAAAAAAUCUACAUGAUCAUUGCAACAAUGACGAUCGUGGCAGCAAUGGUAGUAAUUGUAAGUCGAAUUCAACGAUGUUGAACUACCGCCACAGUCUUGUCUUCGACAAUGAAGCGACGGGAGACGACGGCGCCAGAAGGUUUGCGGAUAAGUACCUGCUUCCCCUCCUCCAUAAGGACCUGGAGCGACUAGCUACUAUGGUGGUCCCUGUGCCCGACUUCCCACGCCCAGGCAUCAGUUUCCGACAUGUGCUGAACGUCGCCCAACGGCAGGGCGGGUUGGCUUUGUGCACUUCUCUGUUACGGACUCAGUUCAAAGGUGAUUGGGGUAAAGUUGGAGCGGUGGCCUGUUGCGAAGCGGGAGGCUUCGUGUAUGCAUCCGCGUUGGCCCAGCAAGUCAACGUCCCCUUGGCGCUAAUCCGCGAAGCCGGGAAGCUCCCCCCGCCCACCGUCUCUGUCAAAAAGCCUUCAUCACAUAUCUCCGGCUCAGAAGCUGAGGAUGUAGGAGGGAAGAGAAUCGAGAUGAGUCAAGAUUUGAUUCCUAGGGGCGCAUCAGUGGUCGUAAUAGACGACGUACUUGCCACUGGAAAGACGCUUUAUGCAGUGCUUCAACUGUUGGCUGAAGCAGGUAUUGGUAAUGAGAACAUCAGCAUCAUGGUUGUAGCUGAAUUUCCAGUUCACCACGGCCGAGAACUACUAUAUCAUCAUGGCUUUGGUGAUAUCAGUAUUCAAAGCCUUUUGGUUUUUGAUGGGGUCUAG
This is a messenger RNA of Fusarium proliferatum ET1, 3504 nucleotides long. RefSeq lists its product as uncharacterized. Gene Ontology annotation, molecular function: FAD binding; phosphomevalonate kinase activity. Gene Ontology annotation, biological process: cholesterol biosynthetic process. Lineage: Eukaryota; Fungi; Ascomycota; Sordariomycetes; Hypocreales; Nectriaceae. The record is from RefSeq and is a predicted model, not a curated record. Gene Ontology annotation, cellular component: cytoplasm. The coding region runs from base 1 to 3504 and encodes 1167 amino acids. The transcript has a single exon.